Messenger RNA from Penaeus chinensis, 853 nucleotides. RefSeq lists its product as uncharacterized. The coding region runs from base 15 to 566 and encodes 183 amino acids. The record is from RefSeq and is a predicted model, not a curated record. Lineage: Eukaryota; Metazoa; Arthropoda; Malacostraca; Decapoda; Penaeidae. The transcript is spliced from 3 exons.
CUACUGUGGUAACCAUGUCCAACAGACCUUCGCUUUGUUCGUGUAAUUCCAAGACAUGCAGCCUGAUGUUCGGAAUCCCCGGCGUGCUCUUCGCUCUGUCGCUGGGCUUCACCUGCAUCGUCGCCGGGAGGAGGGCCUGCGCGGAGGAGCAGCUCAAGAAAAGGGAAGCCAGUGCGGACAAUUCCUCCGAGGGAAGUGCUUGUCUGCUGGUGGCCGUUGGAGGAUUUUUGAUCAUGUUUGCCAUCGCUCUGGCUCUACUGAUCCGGUGCCAGUACAGAAGGGCGCUCCUCAGCAACAGCUCGGGCCGCGUGAUCAACAGGCGACCGGCCAGAACGUCCAAUGUUCAAAGGGCGUCGCAGCAGCCCCUGGCGGUCUACCCGGGCGAGGCCGAUAUGGCCUUCCAGACGUCGCCCUACACCCUCACCGCCCCUUACCCGUCCUUCUAUCCGCCCCUCCAGAUAGCGCCCCUCCCGCAAGCCGUACCCGAGCACCCAGCGCCCCCGGGUUCCUCCUUCACGCCAGCCACGGAAGGAAUACCACGCAACGAGUCCUAUUCGGGAGCUUAGGACUCGUCACGCCUUACCAGUCCUCGCUCACUGACCCUGGCUUCGUGGCCUAUUACAAUUCACUUGGAUCCACCUCGGGGCAGAUGGGACCCUAUCCUUCCACAAUCACCGCGCAGGGAUUGGUCCCGCCCUAUCCUUCAACGACUAUAAACCAAGGUCUCAUGCCGGCCUAUCCCUCGACGACGAUGAACCCGGGUCUCGUGCCGCCCUUCCCUUCGCCGACCGAGAGAAGACGGAAUCCGGAGAAGAUGUCGCAUCAUAUUCUGCAACCGUAACCAUGAAUAAGG